This is a messenger RNA of Hemiscyllium ocellatum (epaulette shark), 705 nucleotides long. Its product is annotated as BTB/POZ domain-containing protein KCTD14-like. The coding region runs from base 1 to 705 and encodes 234 amino acids. The record is from RefSeq and is a predicted model, not a curated record. The transcript has a single exon. Gene Ontology annotation, biological process: protein homooligomerization. Lineage: Eukaryota; Metazoa; Chordata; Chondrichthyes; Orectolobiformes; Hemiscylliidae.
AUGAAAUUCUCUUCUCUUCCCUCCCUGCAACAGGCUUCAGGAGUUAUGAUUCUUAAUGUUGGGGGUCAGAUCUACACCACAACAGCAAGUACCCUGAAGAAAUAUCCUAGGUCCACACUGGCUGAACUAUGCAGCAAUCCUGGCAAAGCAAUCAUUGACCGCAAAGGCAGAAUCUUCAUCGACAGAGAAGGAACCUUCUUCAAAUACAUCUUGGCAUUCCUUCGGAGUGGACAGCUACCAACCCGGUUCACCCAGCAGAUUUACCAGGAGGCCCUGUUCUACAACAUUGAGCCUCUGGUGGAGCUGCUCAGGGAUUCGCCGGAACUGUAUGGCGAGCUGGUCGGAAGGCAGCAGUUUUUGAGCGAGGUGCCAAAUUACAUGGAGAACGUCGAGGUGCUCAUUCACCUGGCCAGGGCGGAAAGCGUGGGCUCUCGCCGAUCCUGGGUGAUGGUCUGUGUGGUCAAAAACAAAGAGGAUGAGGCAAAGGUCCUGGAAACCAUCAGGGAUCUGGGCCCUGACAAGGACUCUCUGGUGAAAUUUGGCCCCUGGAGACCUUCGCCAACGGCCUCUGAUUUACUGGACUGCAUCAAACUGGACAUUGAGAAAAGAGGCUACAAUGUUUCUUUCCAACCCUACAAAGCAGUGAGAGGACUGCUGUCUUCCUCUUGCAACUUGCUCUUUCAGUUUGUUUUCACUUGGUGGUAA